AUGGCGUUGGUGUUGGUGGUGAUGGUGAUGGUGGAGUUCAUGAGUGCUCAGCGUGUGGCUUGUGACAGCAGGAGUGACAGUGACAGUGACAGUGACAGUGACAGUGCCGGCAGGUGGAGUGGAAGGAAGGAAGGAGUAAGUGUUGAAAGACAGACAAAAAGAGAGAAUCAUCGGUGGAUUUCUAGGCGCAGAGACAACACCCCUUGCCGCGCCGCGCCCCGCCAGUGUUGAGGGUGGUGAGGUGGUGAGGUGGGCCUGACGCAGCGGUGCAGAGCGCGGUGGUGAGGGAUGGUGGGUAGAAGUGUGUCGGGCAGAUGAGGCAGGUGUGCGUCUCAAGGUUGGUGCCGCGUGGCGCUGCCAGUCGCGGGUCGUGAGUCGUGAAGUAAGAGGCGUGACUCGUGAGUCGCCGCCAUGCACCACCAGCGCCCCAUCAUGCCCCGCCCUGGCUCAGGCCAGUCGCCCUUCCGUGAUUUUGACAGCAUCUCGCAGGUGGCGCGACGCCCCCAGGACCCUGCGGCCCACGCGGAGCGGGUGAAGGUGUCAGGCGGCAAGACAGCCAAGGCCAAGGUGAAGGCCAAGACAAAGCCGAAGAAGAGUUCCUCGCGGCAGACCACGGCCAGCGCCUGGCAGUACACCAUGGUGCCCACCGGCACGCCCGCCGCGUCCCAAGCAUCAGCAUCCUUCCCUGACCCCGCACACGUGCCCCAGCACACCUCCUCCGCCACCCCUAAGUCCCUCCAGGACAGCCUCCAGCAAGAUGGCAUGGGCAGGAGGCGCCGGGAACACCAGCAGCAGCAGCAGCAGCAGCAGCAGCGGCCCCUCACCUCCUGGAGGAGUCUGUCAGCGCUACAGGGCGAAUCCUCGGCAGAAAAGAUGAGGCCGCGCCACUGGUCCCCUUCGCCCGAGAGGCGAAAGUCGGUGAGCUUCGAGGAACCACAGGUGAUCCUGCGGUACUCCCCCGAGGACCCGCGGGAGUCCCCCAGACCCAAGGGCCUCGUCAACAAAGCGCUCAUGAAGUCCUGGACCAAAGGCUUCACCAAGAGGGCGGCGGCGUCUGGCGGGGGGAGCGAGGCUCAGGGUGGGGUCGGGGCAUCGCCGUUGCCCUUCCUAAAAAAGACUAAAUCGGGGCAGGCCACGCCCGAGGCGGGCUCCGUGUCCUCCGUGCCCUUCUCCAAGAAAAAGAAGACACUGCUGGACAAGGAGCGGGACAGGGACAGGGACAAGGAGGGCUCGGUGAGGUCAGGCGGCAGUCAUCUAUCGGACCACCUGGGCAAGCUGAAGGCCAACCUUCACCUGCGCCGCAGCCACGCCGCCGCCGAGCCCGUCAUGACAGGCUUCGUGCAGGACAGCAGCGAGUUCCUUUCCCCCAAGUCACCCACGGGGGAGGGCGACACCAUCUCCCUGGCCAGCUACACUAGCAUAGAGUCCUCCGCCUCCGCCGCAGCCGCAGCCGCCAGGCACCGCCCCACCAAGCACUGGAAGAAGAAGAAGCACCAGCAGGAGGCCCUCGCCCUGGGCCCCGCGGAUCUGCGGCUGCGCCCCACCAAGGCUGGCAAGGCCCCGGGCCCCGUGCGAGCGUUCAGGAACAUGCUGGGCAAGAACUCCCGCAGCACGAUGGACCUGAGCGUGCUGGAGCGUGCCAGCGUGACGGGCAUGUCGCGCAGCUACGAUGACAUCCUCAAGGAGAACAACUUCCCCACUCAGCAGGAGUUCGCGUCGGACGCGCGCAUGCUGACGCUGAGCCGGGACUGUGUGGAGCCUGGAGACUUUGACGACGACGCUGAGUACUACCGCGACUUCCAUCGCUACUACGACAGCGAGGCGCAGGCCGAGGGCAGUGCCGCCCCGGGGAACGCCGCUCCCCAGGCAGCCGGAAAGGAAGCCUCGUCCUCACCUCCUCCCGCCGUAGAGUCUUCCGUCAGGAGCAUGGUCUCCAAAUACGAAAGGCUGAGCCCAGCUGAGCAUCCCGCCAGACCCCGCGCCGCCACCGCCGCCUCCUUCCCCACGCCUGCCGCGGUGCCUUCUGCGCACCACCGCGCCAGGGCCACCACGUCAGUGCCUCCAUCAGGCACACAUUCCACCGCUGCUACCGACACCACCACCACCACCACCACCACUACAGUGACGGUGCACCAGGAGGAGGAGCCGCGUGGGGGCGUGGCGGCCACCGGGGCGGCGAUGGGGAAACAGCCUAAACCAACACCCAGAAACUUGCAGGCGGGAGGCGAGGGAGGCAAGGCGGCGCGGGCGGUGCAGACAUCCAUCACCAGAACGGAGCUUCUGCCCGCCACGCCCCUGCGCCCCGCCGUCAGGAGCGUCGAGAAAAGCACUACAACAAACGACUACGAAAACCUCAUCAUGCCUCCCAGGGCGGCGCGGAGCGAGAGGCUCAGCGCUACCCACGCCCGCGACACCCGCCAUGCCAGUGCCUCGCCGCCCUCCUCGCCGCCGCCGCCGCCGCCAAGGGAGGCCCCCACCCUAGAGAAGAAUCACCGGACUGCCGUGGACCGUGACAGAAGCAGGUCAACAGAAAACGGCAGAUGUGAUGUCACUGCAACUCACGCCAAGUGCCUGAGAACCCCUCCAGGCCUCGCCACCACCACCACCACCACCACCACCACCUCGGUAAAGAAAACGGAGGGCCCAGCGGUGGGCCUCUGCAUUCCCGCCGUGGUGGUCACCGAGGAGGACAAAACGAGAGUCAGCUCGGCACCCGAGGCCGCGGGGACGGUGAGGGUCACGCAGACGCAGACGGAGGCGCGGCAGGACGCACCAUCGCACCGCCCCGCGCAGCAGAGCCUUAGUGGAAGCUCCAACGAGGACUCAGGCUUCCUGUCGUCCCUGCACCGCCUGGUGAGGAAGACCACCAGCUCCAGCUCCACGGAGGACCCGCAGCCCAGCCUGAAGGAGCGGCUGGCCAAGCGGCUCUCCAGCGUCAGCUCCGAUGAUCGUGAUAGCGGCGACUCCCGCAAGAGGAAGGUGCCGCCGGAGAGGCCGCCGCCGCCCAAGCUGGUGUGCGAUAAGUUCAACACGUACGGACACUACCUCUCCGCAGACGACCCGCCCCUCGUGCCGCCCUCCCCGCCGCCGCCCAAGCCGCCCAGACUCUUCCAGAUCCUGUCCGGCUACCGCAGACCUGGCGGCGACGCGGAGAGGCUGGCGGGGGGCAGCGACCCCCUCCUGCCGCACCACCACCACCACAACUACCGCCGCUACUCCCUCGUAGACAGUGACCUGGAGAUUAUCUGCUCAGACAACCACCACCAUCUCCACCAGGAGCCAGAGGGGGACUCGGACCCCUCCGCCGCCCCCGACGCCCACUACACCUACACCAAGUUCCCUCUGGCGGGGCACAGCGAGGACGACUCACUGGAGUACCCGAUGUCUCCUGACGAGGACGAGGAGGUGGUGUCCUUGAGCGGCGUGGUGGUGGAGCAGUUGUCCCCGCCCUGCCCCCGCCGCCCCCCCUCCAUCUCCCCUCCCCCGCCCCCUCCACCCACUACUCCUCCCCCACCUCCUCCACACUCCAGCAGUGAAGAGGAGGAAGAGGAGGAGCAUAAGAAGAGGAGCAAGAGGAAGAAGAAGCAUGGCGAGGACAAAGUUGACUCCUUCACGUCUGAUUUUCCUCUCCCAGUCUCGCACGACCUCGCCACGACCCCUGCCAGCGAGUACGACGCGUGCGGCACCUGCAGCGGCCAUUCCUCGUGGUCGUUCGGUACGGAUGAGCAGUACGAGAAGGCGGCGAAGGAGGAGCACGACACGACCAUUGCCCCGUGCACGCCCCGGUCAAGGCGGUGGAGGUGGUGGAAGUACGACCCGAAAGUCCACCAGAGAAAACUAACCUCGCUUUCCACUAAGUCCACCACCACCACCACCAACACCUCCACCAACACCUGCCCCGUCCACCCGCAAGGCACCGGCGAGGAGUCACAGAAGAAGACAGUGGAAGAGAAGGUGGAUACAAUGGAAACACGGCUUAGAAGUCCACCUAGAAGAACGACCCUAUCCACAUCCACUAUGACCACCACGAGGACCCAGGAGACACACAGAGAGUCCCCCAAGCCACGGGAGAGAAGGCAGGCGGUCCUCACACGACAGUUAGCCACCAGGGAAACAUCACCCACUGAAACACAAGACCACGGGGACACAGAGGAACACAAAAGCCAUGACAAGGAUCCAGCAUGCCCCGUGGUGACCAAACGCACACACUACACCUACGAGAAGCAUGUCAAGGCCACGCCACGGAGGGGAGAGGGACGCUUGAGUGGGCUGGCAGCGAAACAGAACUACAAAUCUCUGAGUCGGUCUUUAGAGGACAGCCUUGCCUCGGAAUGUCUGAAGGACGGGAACACCACGACACCCACACGCCUCAGUAAGUACAAGUGGAAGAGUAUGGACUUGAAGGACGACGGGGACACUGAAGGGACGCAGACGAAGGGGAAGGGACAGGUAGUGGAGGACGACUUCGUGGAGAAACUACUAAAACGAGCGGCGGAGAUGAAGGCUUCCACAGCGGAGGCCAUGAAGAAGACCCUGGAGGAGGAGGAGGAGGAGAAGGAACACCCCUCAAGCUCCACCUCCACCACCACCACCACAACUAGGACCUCCUCCACCACAAGACCAGACCCAGUGCCUCGAGUAACAGCCCGUACCGUCCCCUCCCCUGUGGCCUUACCCCGGUGUGACUACAAGCCUUUCCCAGCACCACGAGUCACCAAACCAGUGUCCGCGCCGCCCUCCCGCCCCUCCUCGGCCCUCUCCUCCGCCUCAGACCGCUCCCUUGUCAACGUGUUCUUUGAGAAGCUCCUGGAGAGUCAGCAGAGACCACGCACCUCCACGCCGCGCCUUGCCAAGACACUCUCCCGCUCAGAAACACACCUCGCAAGACACAAGGACCCCGCCAGGCAAACUGAUGACCCCAGCAGCGUAGAGGACGUGAGGACCUGGAAAAUGAGAACCUCCCUUGACUCCUCCACCCUCAGUGACUCCCCAUCAGCCUGCGAAUCCUUCAAGAGUGAGCCCUAUAUAUCCUACCACCGUCAGAUGACCUCGCCCACGACCGCACGACCAGACAACGACCUCCGCCGCUCCGUCAGUUGCGAUAGGAUACCACCCACACUCGCGUCCUUCCCUGACUCGCUCCCACGCCCACGCCCACGCCUUCAGCCACCUUUCGCCCGUUCUGAUGCCCUUGUAUUCUCCAGCGAUGAGGAUAUGCAAUGGGGGCAGGUCUCGGGGGCGCAGGGGGGCGGGGGCGUGAGGGUGCGUAGGAUAUCCGACUCUAUCCUGUCGCGUCCUGAAGGAUCUGCUGGCGCUCCUCCAGGAAAUAAGGACGCAGGAUACACUGGGGACACGGAGGAUGAGGAGACGCGGCCCCAGCUGUCGGAAAGGGAGCGGUGUCUUGUGCGACGGAACUCCUCCCUCAACACACAGCUGUCCCGCCUUCAGAUCCACCUCAAGAGUCUUUCCUCAGAAAACGACAAUCUGAAGAACAAGAUGGAGAUCGAGCUGGAGGCGCCCCUGCACGUGAAGGAGCGGAGCAGGAAGAAGGAGAGGGAGGUGCAGCUACUGAAGAGAAAAAAUUCCGAGCUUGCCACUAUCACUCGGAAGCUGGAGGAGAAGGUCAAGAGUCUGGAGAAGAAAACGAAGGAGUCCCCAGCCACGGAGCGGAGGAACCUACUGGCGGCGCGGCAGAGGGAGAAGGAUGCUUUGUACGAGAGGCAACUGCAGGAGCGAGACAAGGAGAUCCAACGCCUCAAACACCGCAUGAAGGAACUCGUGAGGAAACUGACCGGGAAAAAUGGCGAGAUCACACGGGCACAGAGCACGCUGGAGCUGGAGCAGAUUAUAAGGACGGUCACCAAGGAGCGGCUGCAGCUGGAGAGACAUCUGGCGGCGGCGAGCGAAGGUCUGUCUCGCGGGGGUGCUGGUGAGGGGGACGCCGAGCGGUUGGCGUCGUUGGAGGAGACCAACAGCACCCUGAGGCAGCAGCUGGAGGACCUGGAAAUACUGACGCGCCAGCACAGCACCCUACAGAGGCACGUGCAGGAGAAGGACCUCGAGUGUGUCACCCUCAAGGAGAAACUCAAGCUCAAGAACGAAUUGUGCCAAGAUCUGGACACACACCGAUACCCGCCCGUAAAGGAAUCUCAACUAGCGCGGGUGAUAGAGAAAAAUACAGAAUUAACGAUACAGAAUUCAGACCUGCAGAAGCAAAUACAGGAGCUCCAACAUGUGAGCGAGGAGUGUCGGACGCUGAAGCAGAACCUGUCACACGUGGAGGGGGAGUGGUCAGCUGGCAAAAUUCAGGUCGGGAGCCUAUCUGGAAAAGUCGGCAACCUGGAGUCCGUUCUGCGGUUUGAGGAUGUAUACGGACUUGGAGAGCUUCCUCGGGCACGGGGAGGGACCUCUCUCGAAACUGUUCUGAUUCAAAUGAAAGAUGCUGCAGACAAGCGGCGAGAAUUGGAACGCCAGCAUGCCGAGGCACUGGCACAGCUUCGGGAGCAGCAGGCCUCCCUGUCUGACAAGAACAAGAAGGCGUCUGUCGAGGUGGUGGAGGCCCUGCAGUCCAAGAUCCGCGAGUUGGAGAAGAAGGCGGAAGUUCAAAACCUGCGUCACGAGGAACUGUUGCUGGAGAUGCAGAGUCUGAAGAAGGCCCAGGGCUCCCCCAAGAACUCCUGGUCCCGCUCUGGCUCACUCAGCGCUGACCUUCAGAGCCCUGACUCCGGGGACGUGACGCCUGAUUCGAGUCAAAUUUUGUCGAACGGUAGCACGGCGGGGUCCACGCCCGUGCCGCACGUGGGGCUGGGCCUCAGCCUGCCUCACAGCCUGGACAUGCUGGGCUUCGGCGACCUGACCCACCCUCCCCUCUCCACGUCACCUCUAGCUGGCCAAUCAGGUCUCAACUCCCUCACCUCCAUCUCGUCUGGCGUCUUCACCAACACCACAGGAUCGGGCUUCAUCACCGGCUCCAGCUCCACGGGCUUCACGGGCGCGGGCGGAGCGGAGAACGCCUCCUCGGAGAUCGACCGCAUCAUGGCGAAGAUCGAGCAGGACAACAAGAUCCUGGCCGAGCUGGACAAGUCUCGCUCCACGCUAGGGCUGUCCUCCUCCACCUCCUCCUCCUCCGGCGUGGCGUCCCUCAAGACAAGCGACGCCCUUACCUCCUUCGGCCUCUCCGCCUUGACUCCAUCGUCGCUCCUCGGUGGUGGGGGCCUAGCCGGGGCCACCACCACCACCGUCACUGCCCUAGACCUCUCCAACCCCAUCGUGAACCCCCUCGGCCACAACCCCGCGCUGGCCAACAACCCCUUGAGCUUCGUGGAUCAGUCCCUGGCGCAUUUGGACCCUGCAGGACUCAGCUUCCCACCCCACGGAACCUCAGGACUCGGAUUAACCUCCCUGGCGUCACUUGGUCCUUCAUUCCUCGGUGGUCCUUCAUCUACUACUGCUGGGCUCAACCUCGCAGGAUCGAACCCUCUAGGAUCCGUCACCCUUCCUACGUCCCUCGGCUUGGUCGGCGGCUCGGGGCUCCUCGGCGGCGGCGGAGGCAUCACCAACCCUGUCUUCCCGAACAUCAACCCACUCCCCACCAUCAUCACCACCAGUUAUGAUAAAGACGACAAGAACCUCAUGAAUGGCAACCUCCCCGGUGUAAUGCUGCCACCUUACGAGACAGAUAACAGGGUGCUGGACGUCCUGGAAAUUCCUGGAAAGGGCAGAUGCCACGUCUACAUCGCCAGGUAUUCUUAUGAUCCUUUCCAACACUCGCCCAACGAAAACCCCGAGGCAGAGCUGGCGGUAAAUGCUGGUGACUACGUGCUGGUGUGGGGCGCCAUGGAUGAGGAUGGCUUCUUUGACGGAGAGCUUCUGGAUGGGCGCCGCGGUCUUGUCCCUUCGAACUUCGUGGAGAAACUGGUUGGGGAAGACCUGGUAGAGUUCCAUCAGUCUGUGGUUAUGGGCCUCCGAGAUGACGAUGAGCCCGUUUCUACCUCCGUGCCCUCAGAUCUAAACUUCAUCUCUCAGGACGAACCGCAUUUGAUAGAUGCCAAGGCGCCGGUAAAGUUUGUGAAAAACAUCUUCAAGGGUGUUACGGGCCUUUUUGGCGAAAAGGGGGACGUGACCCCCUCAGCCCUCACCCCAGGGGUCCACCACGGGUCCACGCCGGGCCACCAACAAACUCACCUCACCAAGGGCUCCCUAGUGCCCCACUCUGGCCCGGGGCAGGGGCUGCUCAACCCCCUGGGCACCCUCAACCCCCUGGCCUCCCUCAACCCCUUGGGCAGUCUCUCGGGACUCAAGAGCCCCGCCCUCCACGACGCCCACCUCAACAUGGUGACCAAUCAGAGCCGCCACAACGCCUAUCUGAGCCACCUGGACCUGGAAGAUAUCAUAGAAGAGGACGAGGAGACACUAGGAGAGCAUGACCUCUUCUUCUCGGUGCUAGUCCCCCCUCCGGUCCAGCUCACCCUCGAACGACAGUUAAACAAGAGCAUCCUCAUCGGCUGGAAUCCCCCGCCUGAUGCCGCGCCAGCCUCCAUCGAGUCUUACCACGUGUAUGUCAACGGUCUCCUCAAGACGACUGUACGCGCCACAGAGAGAACCCGGGCGCUGGUGGAGGGUGUGGACUCUACGAAGGUGAGAUGUCUCCACAGAAUAAGCGUGCGUUCAGUGACCCCAAACCGGAGGACUUCGAGGGACGCUGCCUGUACAAUGGUGAUAGGGAAGGAGGCGCCACUGGGACCCACGAGUGUUAAGGCCACCUCCAUCACCUCCACCUCGGCUGUCAUCUCUUGGCUUCCCUCAAACUCUAACUUCCAACACACAGUCUGCGUGAAUAAUGUAGAGGUGCGCACUGUCAAGCCAGGAGUUUACCGCCACACUAUUACAGGUCUGUCCCCAAACACAACGUACAGAGUCACCAUUCGCGCCAAGAACCUUCGAGCCCCUCAGUUUGACGCCAAGGGCCCUAGGAGUCAGGAGCGCCUUUCCACCACCAUUGAAUUCCGCACACUGCCCAAGGAAGCUGUCUCGGCGGCCGAUCCGAAAGGCCUCCCAGACCCCCCAGUGGAUGUCCAAGUAGAGCCAGGCCCCCAGGACGGCUCGCUGCUGGUCACUUGGCUGCCUGUGACUAUUAACAGCACCGGAGGGACUUCCAACGGCGCUCCUGUCACUGGUUAUGCUGUCUAUGCUGACGGCAAGAAAGUGACGGAAGUGGAGAGCCCGACUGGUGACCACGCGCUUAUCGACCUCACCAAGAUACCAGGAUUCGAACCAAAGCAAGUCACGGUUCGAACCAAGAGUCGAGACAGUGUUUCAGGAGAUUCAGUGCCCAGUCAGAUUCCCUCACACUUCUCCAGGGGUCGUGGCCGCGGCAAGGACCCCGAGGACGACAUGCUCACCUCCGACCUAGACAGGCCCUCUGAGCUCUCCGACAUUGCUGAGGAGAGCGAGACCGACCUGACGGAUGAGGACCUGCACCAGGACGGCCACAAGCCAGGCCAGCACGGCAUGACGGGGCCACACCACGGGCCGGGCCAGGGCCGCGGCCCGCAGCAGGCCCAGGGCAGCCUACGGGACCGCCUCAUGAACCGCGUGCGGGGCGACCACACUGACCAGGCCAUGCUGGACCACGAGGAUGGCCUGACGGACAAGGACCUGUACCAUGGGCAGGGCCAGGGCCAGCAGGGCCCGCAUGGCUCCAUCCCCGCCAUAGGCACCCCCAGGAGUGGCUUGGCCAGACUCUCAAACUCUUUAUUCAAUACCAUAGGGCAGUUAAAAGGCAAAGGUCCAUCCAGAACGAGACAAAUAACCAAGGACGAACCACACGGGCCAGUCGACGCCUUCAAGGAUGACGAGUACGAUACUGGACCAGGCAGCAGAGGGCGCCCUGAUCCCCGCGCGCACCCCCCGAGGUCACAUAUAGAGCGCGGCCGCCCUCCACCACCCCCGCAGCAGCACCGCCCCCCUCCACGAGACCCGCGCGACCCCAGGGACAUGAGGGACCCACGGGACAUGCACUACGGACCAAGAGACCCUCGGGACAUGCCGCGGGACAGACGGGACCCCCACAUGCGAGACCCCCAUGGACCCAGAGACCCGAGGGACCCCAGAGACCGCUACGACCACAGGGGAGGAGAGUACGUGCGUGAUUAUGGUCGUGAGGGCGGACGAGGGCGAGGUGGACCAGGCGAGCAAACUAGAUUAUUCGUGGCGCUGUUCAACUAUGACCCGCCAACGAUGAGCCCGAACCCCGACGCUUGUGACGAGGAACUGGGCUUUAGUGAGGGCCAGCUCAUCAAGGUGUUUGGAGACAAGGAUCCUGAUGGCUUCUACUGGGGCGAGGCUGGUGGGCUGCAGGGAUACGUGCCAUGCAAUAUGGUGUCUGAAGUGCAGGUGGACGAUGACAGAGUAGCAGUGGAGCUGAUGAAGGAAUCGGAAAGUGGCAGGCGACGAAGGGACGGCUCUGUGGGACGCCGAGGGGACCGCUGGGGGGACAUCUACGCCAACAUGACCGUCAGGAAGAUGGUUGCUCUCUACGACUACGACCCGCAGGAACUUUCACCAAACGUAGACUCCGAGGAGGUUGAGCUCUCCUUCAAAACUGGGGACAUUAUCAACGUUUUUGGGGACAUGGAUGACGAUGGUUUCUUCAUGGGUGAGCUCCGGGGACAGCGGGGCCUCGUGCCGUCUAACUUCCUGCAGGACGCGCCGCAGGAUUACCCAGAUGACCACAGGUCUCGCCGCGACACCCUGGACCCCCGAGACAGAGGCGGUCCAAUGGGUCCUCCUGGGCGGGGACCUGGACCGGGGGCACAUGGACCGCCCCCUCCCCCCCGCCCUGACCAAAGGGACCGCAGAAAAGACGGAACGGAGGGUCAGCCUGCCUCACAGGGGGACACUUCCGCCGUAAAAGAAUCAGUUUUCGGCUUUUUAUCCAGCUUAUUCCCAGUCAAUGUUGGACAACCGCAAAUAUUUAACACUUCAGCUACUACUACCACUACCGCUACUACUACAGCAACAACAACCUCUACUACUACUACUAACGCUUCCACCACUUCUACGACAAACACCUCCAUUAAUACUACGACUUCUACAACUAACAUAAGAACAGCUUUAUCAACAUCUACUGCUUUUUCAACAACUACUGAUAAAACUACUGCAUCUGGUGGUGGUGGUGGUGGUGGUGGUGGUGGUGGUGGUGGUGGUGCAGCAGUAACAGAAAACGGUGCCAAGGAAACUCCCAUUGAAAUUACAGCACCGAAAAAGGCUGAGGAAGAGAAAGCGGAUGUCAAAGAGUCCGUCAUGGGAUUCUUUGGAAAUUUCUUCACCAGUCAAAUAGCGCGCGCUGCGACCAUUACUGCGCAGGCUGUUGGUCGCCCCGCGCAGCCUCCUCCACAGCAGCAGCAGCAGCAGAAGCCAGCCAAUGACAAACCAGAGACAGUAGAACUUCCAAAUGAGCAAAAUAACAGCAAAGAACCAAUGAUUGACAACACAAACACUGCAGAAUCAAGUAAUGAGAGAACAAAGGCUUCAGAUCUGACCAAUAGCAGAGCAAGGAGGGUUGAAAGAGUAACCAAUAGGGAAGCAGAGACGAAAACACCAUCCAAUCCUGAGGUGGAACUAAAAAACAGCAUGAAUUUGACAACAGAGACUAAACCGACCAAUCACAGAAGAGAGACGUGGGAUUCAGCCAAUCAGGGAAAAGAAUCGAAACUUUUAUCCUCUGAGACCAAUGAAGAGGCAAGAAAUGGAGACAGAAAUCAAAGAACGGUGGAAAAUUUAGAGAACACGAGAAAUGCAAGUACUGAAACCGUCCUGGAGAGAGAAAGAGAGCAAGUGAGCAAAAGAGAGACAGAAUUGAAGGUGCCGGAAAAGAGAACAAGGAAUAGAUUGAUAAAUACGAAAUCGAAAGAGGAAAACAAACACGCCAACUCGACAAUAAUUAUGGACGAAGAGGAA
Molecule: messenger RNA, 11961 nt
Organism: Portunus trituberculatus (swimming crab)
Lineage: Eukaryota; Metazoa; Arthropoda; Malacostraca; Decapoda; Portunidae
Gene: Rbp
Biological process (GO): neuromuscular synaptic transmission
Molecular function (GO): protein binding
Source: RefSeq, a predicted model, not a curated record